This is a messenger RNA of Owenia fusiformis, 964 nucleotides long. Lineage: Eukaryota; Metazoa; Annelida; Polychaeta; Sabellida; Oweniidae. The record is from the annotation of a GenBank genome assembly.
CACAGUUGCCUUCAUAAAUUAUUUUGUAUCAAAAAAUAACUUGUGCUGGUAUAACAUUUUUUCAAAAUUAUUUUGUUUGAUCCUUUAUCAGCAGAAGAAGGAGAAAGAUGCCAAGGUCAAGGAAGCAGUAAAGAAGUGGUGUUUAUCUACCAUUACAGCACAUGCAGAUAACACAACAAAGAAUCGUCGGGUGUAUGUUGGAGAGGCUUCCAUAGAAUGCCGUUCACAACUUCCAUUAGGAUUAACCAUGUCCAAGAAGAUGUUCAGCAUGGCGGUCCAACACCUGUAGCCUCACGUCACAACUAUCCAUAAUGGAGCAGGCGACAGACGAUAUUAUUUUGCAGGAAUAGUACGCCAGCAGCCUUUCGUGAAUGUACCUGUUCAACCAACUACUUCCGGACUUCCACUUGAAGAAUUCUCACCACUCUUCUCUGAUCAAGAUGAUGUGCCGAUGGUGGACUUGGGUAACUUGGAUGAUAUACUUAACCAGGAUCCAGAACCGAAUCAAGAAGACACCGGAAUCUUGUAUCUCCAGGCUCAACUAAGGGACGUCACAGAGGAGAACAAAACACUGAAGACCAAACUGCACGAAACAGAGGAGAAUAAAGAACUUCGAAAACAACUCAAGCGCAUGGAGACAUCACUAGAUUAUGAACGAAAAGAGAGGAACCAACUUUACAAAAAAAUCAGCGAACUCCAGCCUGCCCCUUCAGAUCAACAACUUUAUAGAUUCCAAAACGCCAACAUCCAUAGCCACUUCUCAACAUCCAUUUGCAACCUAGGAAGCUUCGGUACAGUAGAGGCCAAAAUAGAUGCUGCAGGAAUGGAAAUUGCUGUGAAAACCAUGACAGAUAGCUACAUGCUAUGCCUACAUCUACUAAGGUGUAGGCAUAGCAUGUAUUACUGCCUAUGUAUUUGUUUGAGCUAUUUUGAACCUGAUUGCAAAAUACCAUAUCAGACAUAG